CAGGACUCCUCAGAUAGCUUUAAACAAUCUUCAAUUCUGACAGCAACAGUUGGAAAAAGGAUUAAUCAUGGCAGUGAUAAGAGGUCUUGUGCUUCUUUUCUUGGUCUCUUCUUUGGAGUAUGCAGCAGUUGUUUGUGUUACAGCCACUGUUGCAUGUCCCCAAACUUCAAAUCCUUUAAUCCGAAGGUUACCGUUUAUCCAUACCACUCGUCCACAGACAAGAAUGACUGUAACUGCAGCUAAAACUUGCACAUUUGGAUGGAACCGUUUUGGAGCAAAAUGCUUCAGGUUCUUCCCUCAGGCAGUGAACUGGGCCACAGCUGAGAAAACCUGUGAAAACAAUGGUGCGACUCUUGCAUCUGUGCGCAGUAAAGUGCAAAAUGACUUUCUCUUGAGUCUCCUGCCUGGAUCAACUCAGGCUUGGAUUGGUGGUCAUGAUGGCGAAGUGGAUGGACAGUGGCUGUGGGUUACUGGAUAUCCAUUAGGCUACACCAACUGGUGCUUUGGAGAGCCUAACAAUGCUGGCCGUCCUGAGAACUGCUUGGAGAUAAACUGGACCCAAAACCGUUGCUGGAAUGAUGCGCCCUGUUCAGCCACCAUCGGCUUUAUUUGCUCAAAACGUCUGAGAUCAUGAGAGGUCAUUCUGCUUCAAAAGUUCUUUGAUUGAACUACAUCUUUAUAUUGCUCUCGUUUAUCAUCUCUAA
Molecule: messenger RNA, 704 nt
Organism: Triplophysa dalaica
Lineage: Eukaryota; Metazoa; Chordata; Actinopteri; Cypriniformes; Nemacheilidae
Product: galactose-specific lectin nattectin-like
Exons: 7
Coding region: 68-634 (188 amino acids)
Source: RefSeq, a predicted model, not a curated record